This is a messenger RNA of Rubroshorea leprosula, 1435 nucleotides long. Lineage: Eukaryota; Viridiplantae; Streptophyta; Magnoliopsida; Malvales; Dipterocarpaceae. The record is from the annotation of a GenBank genome assembly.
AAAUGAAAUAUAUUAUUACUAAAAUAAAUUCAUUUAAAAUCCGGAAAAAUAAAUUUUUUCUCCAAACAUCAAUCGGUAGCAUGCAUCAAAUCGGUCUGGUUUCAUCCCAACAAUGAACUUCACCAACUUUCGUUAAGGCGAAAGCGAAAGCUAAAGCGUUUUUCUUCUUCUUCUUCUUCUUCAUUCUACUUUCUUUUCUUUUUUUUUUUUUAAAUUCUUGAUCGAACUCUAGGAUCUCCGUUCGGUUUCUGUUCGCCGGAUUUUUUUAUUUCGUCAGAGCCGAGGACUCACGGCCGCUUUCUCUUGCAGGUGGACUGAAGCACGUAAUGUCAGGGUAGACACCACAAACAGCACAAAGCCGCAUGCCCUGUGGAAGACUUCCUACAAUGGAUCGAAAAGCAGCAUAUGACAUUGAACGCAUGAUAUCUACAUCAUCUAAGGUUCAGUAUGACCUGUGGCCAUUAGAGGAAAUUGAUCCAAAGAAGGCAAAGUUUCCAUGCUGUUUAGUUUGGACACCACUUCCAGUUGUCUCAUGGUUGGCACCAUUCAUUGGACAUGUUGGCAUUUGCAGGGAAGAUGGAGCUAUCUUGGACUUUUCAGGAUCAAAUUUUGUGAACAUUGAUGAUUUUGCUUUUGGUGCUCCAGCCAAAUUUCUGCAACUAGACAGAAAAAAGUGUUGCUUCCCCCGAAAUCUAGCUGGGCAUACAUGCAAGAAUGGCUAUCGGCAUGCAGAUUAUGGGCCUGCAAUCACAUGGGAUGAUGCCCUGCUGCUAAGCAUGCAUAAUUUUGAGCAUAGAACCUAUAACCUUUUCACUUGUAACAGCUACUUGUUUGUUGCCAACUGUCUAAAUCGGCUCUGCUAUGAUGGAUCAAUGGAUUGGAACAUGGUAAAUUUGGCAGUUCUAUUCUUGUUUAAGGCACAUUGGGUUGAUGCCAUGUCAGUCAUAAGAUCAUUCCUCCCUUUCAUAGUGGUGCUCUGUCUGGGUGUAACACUGGUGGGGUGGCCAUUCUUGAUAGGGUUGUUCUCAUUCUCUCUGCUUCUUGUGGCAUGGUAUUUGUUGGGUACUUACUGUUUCAAAAACAUCUUAGAAUACUAGAGCUCUACCAUUUGUUUAAUUUUGUUAGUUGAAAGAAGCUUGGGUUGAUCAGAGUUGAUACCCAACCUGAUAGAGAACUUGAAUAGUUUCCCAUUGAGGGAGGUGGCUGAUGCCAAAAUGUAAGAAUGUAAGAUAGCCCCUGCCCCCAGCAUUAGAAACACUGAAUUGCAAAUUUGUUCUCAAAAGGAAAUUGAACAUUCCAUUUGAACAAUUUGAUGUUUUGAUUUCGCGAUGGAGUUCUUUACCUAUUAGGUCAUUAUCAAACGUACACAGGGCCAAAAGUCAUGGAACUUUGUAGAAGAAUUUCAGGCUUUUCUAGCCACUUAGUUACCUUUUCU